Messenger RNA from Penicillium chermesinum, 1005 nucleotides. It is a transcript of the gene akr1, whose product is annotated as putative aldehyde reductase (AKR1). The record is from RefSeq and is a predicted model, not a curated record. The transcript is spliced from 11 exons. Gene Ontology annotation, cellular component: cytosol. Gene Ontology annotation, molecular function: aldose reductase (NADPH) activity. The coding region runs from base 1 to 1005 and encodes 334 amino acids. Lineage: Eukaryota; Fungi; Ascomycota; Eurotiomycetes; Eurotiales; Aspergillaceae.
AUGUCUCUUGGAAAGACCGUUAAGCUGAACACUGGCCACCCUAUCCCCCAACUGGGAUUCGGUACCUGGCAAUCCGCCCCUGGCCAAGUUGGCGAGGCUGUCUACGAGGCCCUCAAGGCUGGCUACCGUCACCUGGAUCUGGCUACUAUCUACCAGAACCAGAAGGAGGUUGCCCAGGGUAUCAAGCGCGCUUACAAGGAUGUCCCCGGCCUGAAGCGUGAAGACAUCUUCAUUACUUCCAAGCUGUGGAACACCCAGCACGACCCCAAGGACGUCGAGGCUGCUCUCGACAAGUGCCUUGCCGAGCUUGAGCUGGACUACCUUGACCUUUAUCUCGUUCACUGGCCCGUUGCUUUCAAGAGCGGCGACGACUACUUCCCUCUUGUUGCCGAUAGCAAGGUUGAGGGUGGUGACGUUGUUAUUGAAGACAACAUCUCCAUUGUGGACACCUGGAAGGCCAUGACCAAGCUCCCCAAGAGCAAGGCCCGUUCUGUCGGUGUUUCCAACCACCUGAUUCCUCACCUCGAGGCUAUUAUUAAUGCUACCGGCGUUGUCCCUGCUGCCAACCAGAUUGAGCGCCACCCCGUUCUCCAGAGCAACGACCUCGUUGAGUACUGCCAGAAGAAGGGAAUCCACAUCACUGCCUACUCGGCCUUCGGUAACAACAACGUGGGAGUUCCCCUCCUCAUCACCCGUCCCGAGAUCAAGGAAGUCGCCGAGUCCGCCGCUAAGCGUCUCGGAACUGAGGUCACCCCCGCUCACGUCAUCCUCGCCUGGUCCCAGGUCGGUGGUCACAGUGUGAUCCCCAAGUCUGUCACUCCCUCGCGUAUCCGUGACAACUUCAAGGAGAUCGAGCUUACUCCCGAGGAGAUCGCUAAGGUCUCCAAGCUCGAGAGCGAGCGCCGCCGUUACAACACUCCUUACGUUGCUAACAAGCCUCGCUGGGACAUCAACAUCUUCGGCGAGCCCGAGGAGGCUCCCGCCACCCACAAGGUCAUUGUUUAA